GGAAAGAAAGAUUUGAGCGGAGAGAAAGGGAGCAAGAAAUUGAGGGUUCUCUGCAAAAUGGACGCCAACCUCACGAUGCAUCUCUGGAAUGGUCACAACACGUUGGGCUCGUUGGCUUCUACAGCGAAGACUUUGAGCUUCGAGGUCAAGACGUUGCCCUCCGAUGUGGAGAAGGAGACGAAGCGCGCGAAUGCUGCAGAGCUCGUUGAGAGUGAGCAUGCAAAACCGUCUCUGCCAACUUACGGCUCCGUAGAUGAGCUGGAAGGAAACCUGAAAGCUGCGACGUCAUCAAUUGAUUCCAGCACCUUAUCUCAUUCUCAGCGUGCCAUGGUUGACUCUGGAUCCGGCGUGUCGCAGAAUGUUUCCCAAGAUGAUGUGAUGAAGACGAUCAACUCGAUGAGGGAAGAGCUCAGGCAAGCAUUGAAGGAAUUGACCGCCGGGUUGAAGGAAGUGAAGUACGAGUUAAAGCAAAUGAGGGGCGAGUCGAAAGACAUAAACGGUGCGGUGAAGGAUGUGCAGGCCCAGGUUAAAGACUUGCAGGAAGCUGCUCUGGCUUGAUGAGUCCGGUU
Messenger RNA from Dacryopinax primogenitus, 569 nucleotides. RefSeq lists its product as uncharacterized. The transcript has 2 exons. The record is from RefSeq and is a predicted model, not a curated record. Lineage: Eukaryota; Fungi; Basidiomycota; Dacrymycetes; Dacrymycetales; Dacrymycetaceae. The coding region runs from base 58 to 558 and encodes 166 amino acids.